Messenger RNA from Symbiodinium sp. CCMP2456, 1473 nucleotides. The record is from the annotation of a GenBank genome assembly. NCBI's taxonomy places the organism in Eukaryota, Dinophyceae, Suessiales, Symbiodiniaceae.
AUGCAGUCCAGUCCUGGCUGGCAGUUGGUUCGGGACAGUCCAAAGGGUGGAACGCCCAUCACUUACAGCUCUGUCAACUCCUGUUUGGUCUUUGCAUCAGCAUCUCGCAGCACAAUUCGUGGCAGACGCUGCAGGUGCAAGCGUACAGCAUCGUCCAGCCCUGUCUCAGGCUCAGGAGCCACGAGGCUUCUCGUAGACGCAGAUAUACACAGCGUUGAGGAAAUAGAGGAUGUCAUCAAUCAGCUAGAGAAGACUUGCAAAGAUGUCUACACAACCGUUUUUGCGGAGCCUCGUCGCACCGACCACAAGAAGUGGAACAAUUUCUUCCAACGUCGCAGGGUCACAUUCCACCCUGUUGAACGGAAUUCAAGUCGAGUUGGGGAAGCUAACGAUGCUGUGGUAGACAGAGCGAUCCGGACCUGUGACGACCAAAGCUUGGCGCUCCUGACGUCCGACUACGAUUAUGUAGAGGCUGUCCAGGACGCGAUGAAUGCUGGCAAGAGAGUCUUGGUUUUUGUUCCAUCAAAGCAGAUGUCACUUAUCAUUCGCUAUCAGCGUGCCCGGGUGGAGGUCCAGCAGCUGCAGCCCCACGUAUCCGUGCUCCCGAGGGUACGUGCAUUUUUGCAUCAAGAUGGAAGUGGGCAUGUGCAAUUGGAUGACCCAUACGAUCCACACAGCCUGAAAAAUGAAGAUAGUGUGGAUGCUUGCCAAUCUUUUUUAGGUGACCUUGGCUUUCUGGCCACAGGGGAGAGGGAAUUUCUGGUUCACUCUACGGCAAAGUUUUGGCUCACGAAUGAGUUGGGCUCGAUAGCGGUAUUUCCUGCGACAAUUGGCAUGAACCAACUCUUGGAGCAGAUGCGGCACAGUGGUAGUUUGAAAUGGAGGAGGUAUGGCAGUGAUAUGGCGUUCUUCUUGCCUAAAACUGCACGGAUGAAGCUGACUAAGAAGCAGAUGGGGACGUUUGGCACCGGCAUUUCAAAGGAAGUGUUCUUGGGUGGUGGCCCGUUCAUGCUCAACGACUCCUCGAAUUUGGUACGCCAAGCUUUGCGAAGGCUCGGGUACCUGGACGAUGACAUGAACGCAGACCUGCAGGAGGCCAUGCUUGUGUUCGUGAAUGCCCCGAAAAACAAAUGCAAUCUGCGCAAGCGGCUGGAUGCCAUUCCCUCUGCAACAGACACAGCUGCGGAGGUGGAAAACAAGCUCCGAUAUGCGUUUCUCUCGCACUUGACAGAUGGACAGUGGCAUGUGGCCCCCAAAGAUGUCCAGAUUCGGGCGUGCCUUUGCAAGCUCGGUUUUUUGGCCGACAUGAAUUCAGCCCGUGGAGAUGUUUUUCGCGCAAUGGCCAAGUAUGCUAGGCGACACCAGCUUCCGGAAAUGAAAACCUACAACGGAUAUUUAUUCCGUCUCAAUUACUAUAUGGACUCCAGCCCGAAAAAGACUGGAGCCAUCGAGCUCAGACAGAUUUGCGGUUAA